AUGUGUGGACGAGGUAACAAGGUAUUAAAGGAAGUUGGUGUGGGGUCUCCGCCGCUGUUUCCGCUCCUGAGCGAGGCGAAGAAAUUGAUGGCAGCACGGAGCAUUCCUACAGUGAACUACCUUGGCGAUGUCACGUUCCUAAUGGAGAGGAUAUUGCAGCGGAAUCGUCAGGAAUCUGAAACCUAUGAGGCGAAGCUGUUUAUUGUGGGUUCCUCAGCCAAUGGAUUUGGAUGGGAUCGAAGCGAUGUUGAUUUGUGCCUUGUGAUUCCACCACAGGAGUUGCCGAGCAAGACAGGUACUAAGACGGUGCUGCGUAAACUCCGUAAUCUAUUGCCCCAGAAGUGUUCCCUCACAAGGUGUGAACUGAUUCCCGCUAUUGUGCCAAUUCUUAAGUUUCGUGACCAAUGGUCGGGUAUCGAGUGCGAUUUGAACGUCAACAAUGUGGUGGGCACUUACAACACCCAUCUUCUCGCCAUGUACGCUCGAGUGGACCCUCGGGUGCCUGCACUUGGCACGUUUGUGAAGCACUGGGCUCAGAGGAUGGGCAUCCAUGGUGGUAGUAAGAGGAGGCUGUCCACAUAUGCUCUGCUGCUGAUGGUAAUCCAAUACCUGCAAUGUGGAUGCUCGCCUCCUGUUGUACCGAAUCUGCAAGCUCGUUUCCCCAAGACCUUCGAACACAAUCGUGCAGUGGAGAAAGUGGAUAUGGAUUUAGAGCUGCCAUGGAACGAGUUGCGCAGUGCCAACAGGUCCAGGUUAGGCAAGCUCUCUGUCGGCUUUAUCGCCUACUAUGCAAACUUUGAAUUUGCCCAAUGGGCCAUCUCGAUUCUCAAUGGUCGGCCCUUGGCUGCGAAUGUGGCAAUUCAGCAUCUUCUUUUUAUCGAACAAGCCUUCAAGAUCCUCGUUGAAGAGCCUUACAAUAAAGGCAAUGUUGCCCACACCGUCUGUGAUGAGGCAGUGUUUGGAAAAAUUCGCCGCGCUUUCACUCGCACAGAUGAGGUUUUGCGAGCGCAAAAGUCCCUGAAGUUUCUCUAG
This is a messenger RNA of Echinococcus granulosus, 1032 nucleotides long. RefSeq names its product Poly(A) RNA polymerase GLD2. The transcript has 8 exons. The coding region runs from base 1 to 1032 and encodes 343 amino acids. The record is from RefSeq and is a predicted model, not a curated record. Gene Ontology annotation, molecular function: nucleotidyltransferase activity. Gene Ontology annotation, cellular component: cytosol. NCBI's taxonomy places the organism in Eukaryota, Metazoa, Platyhelminthes, Cestoda, Cyclophyllidea, Taeniidae.